AUGGCUUCAAUGUUGCAACCAUCCCUAAUAAAAGCAUUUGCAAAUUUCCAUAAUUUCUAAAUGUAUCGAUUUAUUAGUUUCUUAAUGGAUAACUUUAAUAAUUAGGCAACAAAUUAGCUCUUCAGAUUCAUCCUUUAUUUUGGUUAGGAAGCAAGUCUAAUCAUAUAGCCCUAAGAUGGCAAUAGAAUUUUUUGGUAAAUAAUUCUAUUGGAUUAAAAUAUUGAAGCAAUACAGGAGGAAUAAAAGGCGAGUCAAUUAGUUUUAAAUAAGGAAAGAAAUCUCUAAGAUUCGUAUGGAUAUAGCUAUGUUUUUAUUCAAAUUCAUGUCUAAUUAUAGAAUUUCGAGCAAUAUCUGGUUUAAUUCUUUUUUAUAAUUGACCUUCUUAAUGUAUUUAUCAAUGCAAUCAAAAAAACUAGCACACAAUCUCGUAUUAAAGUAUUCAUAUGA
Molecule: messenger RNA, 447 nt
Organism: Paramecium tetraurelia
Lineage: Eukaryota; Ciliophora; Oligohymenophorea; Peniculida; Parameciidae
Exons: 1
Source: RefSeq, a predicted model, not a curated record